CACAGACACAGGCACAUCUAACCAAUCCACCCCCCUUUUACAACCUCCCUCUUCUGCCCCCACCCGCCCCCGCAACCAGGAAUCGGCGUCAGCAAAGGGUGGAACAGGAAGUUUUUUUUCCAAGCAGCCCCGCUCAGACAAAAUCCUCGAUGGCUGUUCAUUGGAAAAGGGGUUGAAUUUUGUUGGGGGGAAGGGUAGGGGGAGAACAUCUCCAGUGAACCUUCCCCCCCCCCCCUCCGUUGCCUGACUGACUUUGAGUGUAGGAAACGCAGUAUGAAGAUGCUGCCUCUUGCAGACCAUCCACAUUUUCUGCAUUUUUAACUCUUUCCCUCAUUCGUCCUGUCUGCCACUUCUAUUUCACGGUGCACGUAUUUAUUUUGAUGUUAACAGGGAUUUCACAAAAAAGAGAAGCUUCCUCCUUCCCCAUUUUUAAAAAAAAAUUGUGUGUUUUGAGGGAGGGUGGAUAAAGGAGGAUUUACUUUUAAGUUUAUUCCUCUAUUCUUAACCCCCGCAUCCCAAUUGAAAACAAGAUAGUCAUCAGGAUGUUGAAGAAAGUCUUGAGGAUUUCCAACCGUUCCUUCUUCGCCUUCAUUUUCUUCUUCUCCCUGUCUUCAUCAUGCCUGUACUUUAUUUAUGUGGCACCUGGAAUAGCAAAUACCUACCUCUUCAUGAUGCAAGCCCAAGGCAAGAUGUUGAGGGACAAUGUGCGAACAAUAGGCAUUUUGAUUCGAGACCGCUACACCAAAAGGAAUAACACUCUUAAUGGCACAGAUUAUCUUGAAGGGUACAAUUCAAGUGAAUAUCUUGGUCAGAGCGGAACAUACCUCCCAGAAGACUUCACAUAUUCUCCUGGUUUGCCUUGCCCAGAAAAACUACCUUCUAUGAAGGGGUUUAUUGAUGUCAACAUGAGUGAAAUCAGCAUGGAAGAAAUCCAACGUUUAUUUUCACAAGAUUUAGAAAUCCAAUAUGGAGGCCACUGGAAGCCAAAGGAUUGUAAACCCCGCUGGAAGGUGGCAAUCCUUAUUCCAUUCCGCAACAGGCAUGAGCAUCUCCCAAUUCUGUUUCGGCAUUUGAUUCCAAUGCUUCAACGACAACAUGUGCAGUUUGGCUUUUAUGUCAUUGAACAGGCUGGUAACUAUCCUUUCAACCGUGCAAUGCUAUUUAACGUUGGUUUUAUGGAGGCUAUGAAGGAUCUAGAUUGGGACUGUCUCGUUUUCCAUGAUGUUGAUCACAUUCCAGAAAGUGAUCGCAAUUACUAUGGAUGUGGGCAGAUGCCACGGCAUUUUGCAUCAAAGCUGGACAAGUACAUGUACCUUCUGCCAUACAAUGAGUUCUUCGGUGGAGUUAGUGGUCUAACAGUAGACCAGUUCAGGAAAAUCAAUGGCUUUCCCAAUGCCUUCUGGGGAUGGGGUGGCGAAGAUGAUGACCUGUGGCGUAGAGUUUCCUUUGCAGGAUAUAAUGUGACAAGGCCAGAAGGAGAUCUGGGAAAAUACAAGUCUAUCCCCCAUCAUCAUCGAGGGGAAGUGCAGUUUCUCGGCAGAUAUAAAUUAUUGAGGUAUUCUAAAGAACGUCAGCCCCUGGAUGGGUUGAACAACCUGAAGUAUGCUCCAAAUAUAACCCUGCACUUUUUGUAUAAAAAUAUAACAGUGAACCUUACACCAGAGUUGGCUCCUGUAAUUGAAGGCUAAAGAGGAUGGGACCAUCAGAAAUUUCUAACAGCUUCCCCGGAACAUUGUGGAUUUCAGAGCAUUUUUUAGUGGCAGUUCAGUGAAGGACUUUAAAGGUCUUGAGGAACAGCCAAACCACCUCAGCUGUGGAUGAUUUAAUGACGGCUUGAGUCCUGAGUUUUGAACAGCUGAUUGUAUCUGCAUGUCGCACUAGCUUUUGCUAAUGAAUUCGCCCUCCACUUUGAAAGACAGUGUGUCAUCAUUCUGAAAUCAAGAGGUUUACAGCAGGGCUACUUUGACUGUUAAGUCCUUGCGUUAUUGUCUAAGCUUUCUUGUUGUGAUCAGCUGUUCUUGUAUAAAGGUGUUAAAGCCAAUAGAAUUUCCAUUUGUAUGUAUUGCAUAACAUAUUGUAUUUUUAGCUAAAAUGAAGGCUUGAAAUAAUGCUGUGGAUUUGUAAAUAUACUGUAAAAUUGUGCACUUUGCCACUCCUUUUUUAUACCAUUGAACAGAUGCAUUUGUGUGAUGUUCCUUUUAAAAAGGAGAUAUAUAAUAUAUAUAUGUAUGUAACUUGGCAUGUAAGAACAAAAUGUAUAUAGUCUUUAAGACACAUUAUUUUAAUUUCCAUACUGAACAAUGGGGAGAUUGCAAUAUAUUGUCUCAUUGCUGUUAGCUAAAACCAUAACUUGUUACAGUAGGAUUUUACACUGCCAAGUCGCUUCACCUUCUGGUUUGAUUUGAAAAAGACCUUUUUGUUCGUAAGGUAAAAUGAGUUUAGCUUUUGAUUAUCUUCUGAUGUGUGAUAUAGUGCUAGUUGAUUCACUUAUGUGUUUGGGGAAGGAAGGCUUAAAACCAAGAAGUAGGGGAUGCUGGGGCAGGAGGGAAGUGUUAGGUAUUUGCUUUCAAAGGACUUGAAGAUAAGCUACAAGCUAAACCAAAUUUCAUCUUGUAGAGUUUAGGGUGUGCUGCCUUAGUCACUGAGCAGCUGGUGCAAAGGUAUUGAUGACUCUCUUUACAAAACCAAAUUUCUUGCCUCACUUCUGACUGGCUCACCAUCUUUUAUCAUUCCCCUGCAUGCUUAGAAAUACGGCAUGUAUCAACUUGCCAUAUUUAGAUACGUGUUUAUGAAGUGAAACCGUGUUUUCCAUAAUCUUUUCAC
Molecule: messenger RNA, 2823 nt
Organism: Stegostoma tigrinum
Lineage: Eukaryota; Metazoa; Chordata; Chondrichthyes; Orectolobiformes; Stegostomatidae
Gene: b4galt6
Product: UDP-Gal:betaGlcNAc beta 1,4- galactosyltransferase, polypeptide 6
Exons: 9
Coding region: 543-1688 (381 amino acids)
Biological process (GO): carbohydrate metabolic process; glycosphingolipid biosynthetic process
Molecular function (GO): UDP-galactose:glucosylceramide beta-1,4-galactosyltransferase activity
Source: RefSeq, a predicted model, not a curated record